Messenger RNA from Racocetra fulgida, 124 nucleotides. The record is from the annotation of a GenBank genome assembly. NCBI's taxonomy places the organism in Eukaryota, Fungi, Glomeromycota, Glomeromycetes, Diversisporales, Gigasporaceae.
ACAAAAAUUUUUUCGCUACUUGAUAAUGCUGCCUCUCACUUUAAUCCAAAUGAAGAACCUACUGAUCAAAAUAAAGCCAAUUCUGAUUCUGAAGAUGAGGAAGCUGAAUUAAGCAAUGUUGUUG